AUGGAGCCCAGCGGGUCGGUGCCGGCGGAGCUGAAACGCCGCAAGCCCCCGCAGCGGGCCAGGAUCCCCGCGCCCUUCUUCGCCCACUCGGUAGGUCGCCUGCACCGCCCGCAGCCCCCGGCCCGUCCCUUCGACUGCCCCCCCCCCCCCCCCCCCGAGCCCCCCGUGACUCUGCCCGCGCAGGAUGGGGCGGCCGAACCGGUGGACCCUCCCGGGCCGGACCCCGCGGAGGCAGACGCGGACUCGCUGGUGCCCACGCACGACGAGCGGGGCCGCCCCAUCCCCGAGUGGAAGCGGCAGGUGAUGGUGCGACGGCUGCGGGCCGGGCUGGCGGACGAGGAGGCGGCGGGCGGGCAGGUACGGGGCGGCCCCGGGGCUGACGGUCCCUCUCCGCAGGACGCGGGGUCCUGGCGCUUCUCGCCCUCCCGCCAGGCCGUGCUGGGCCCCUUCGGGGAGCUGCUGACCGAGGCGGACCUACGGCAGCUGGAGCGGGCGGUGGAGAGCCUGCGGCUGCGGCGGCGGGGAGAGGCGUACCAGGGUGAGCUGCGGCGCCUGGCGCGGGAGUUGCGCGCCCUCCUGCCCGUCCCGCUGCUCCGCGUUAGCGUGCGCAGCCCCCCGCCCGCCCCCGGGCAGCCGCUGCCCCUCUGCCUCCGCCGCGCCUUCGAGCCCGCGCGGGGGGCGGCGGAGGGGAAGGCGGCCGGGGGGAGCGGGGCGGAGGCCGCCAGCGACUCGGGCAUCGGCUGCGAGGAGGUGGAUUCCGACGGCGGCGGCGGCUCCCCGGGGCCGGAAUGGGGCAGCCUGAGGAAGGAGCGGAUCGUGAUGCUCUUCCUGAGCCACUGGAGACGGUCCGCCUACGGGCCCCCCCCGCCGGCCGUCGGGGCCCCCCGGGAGGCAGCGGGGACCGCGGAGGGGGGGGCGGCCCGGCUAGCGCGGCAGCGGGCGGCCAUCCAGCGGCUUCUGGGCGGCUGGCGGGACGCCGCCUCCCGCCACCCUCCGCCACCCCCCGCCGCCGGCCGUGCCCCGCUUUCCCCGGAGCAGUUCGUAGCCAGAGCCGGGGGGGGACCGGCCGACUACGAGAGCCUGUCGCUGGAGCUCUUCAUGUUGGGCUAUUUCCGCAUCCUGGAGCAGGAGUUGUCCCCCGAGGAGCGCCGCGGCCGCCACCUCCUCUGCUUCGAGCUCUUCGAGCAGCUGGGCCGGCACGGCUGGCGGGCGGUGCGCGCCUUCCACCGCGCCGUCACCGACGAGAUCGCCGCCGGCCGGCGGGGCUGGCGGGACGGCUUCGACGACAUCAAGGCGAGGUAUUUCGGAACCCCCCAAAAUUCGGCCCGGGGGGGAGCCGGGGUGGAGGGAGAAGAGAUCUGCCGCUACAUCGACCGCAGCUUCGCCUUCUGGAAGGAGCGGGAGGCCGAACUCUUCGGGCCGGAGGGGUGA
Molecule: messenger RNA, 1431 nt
Organism: Gavia stellata (red-throated loon)
Lineage: Eukaryota; Metazoa; Chordata; Aves; Gaviiformes; Gaviidae
Gene: ESPNL
Product: espin like
Exons: 3
Coding region: 1-1431 (476 amino acids)
Biological process (GO): actin filament bundle assembly
Cellular component (GO): cytoplasm
Molecular function (GO): actin filament binding
Source: RefSeq, a predicted model, not a curated record